AUGUGGGCCAGUGUGCUGAACCUCAGAAGACCAGCUCACCCACCUGCUGUCACAUUGCCAGGUUCCUCCGGUCCCAGUUGUCCACCUGGCUUUUACACCAAAGAGGAGCUCAAGCCUCACCUCCAGAGGCCUCCCCAAGAUCCCAGAGCUCCAGGGGCAAACGGCAAAGCAUUUUUUUCACACAAACUGACUCCUGAGGAACAUUAUGAGAAAAUACUUGGGUAUAGUAAAAACAAGUUCAACCAGUUUGCCAGUGAUCGCAUCUCUCUGCACCGUGACCUAGGUGAAGAUACCCGGCAUCCAGAUUGCUUGAAACAAAAGUUUUGGUGUUGUCCUGGCCUCCCUACCACCAGUGUGAUCAUUGUGUUUCAUAAUGAGGCCUGGUCAACUCUGCUCAGGACGGUUUACAGUGUCUUACACACUGCUCCCGCUGCACUGCUUACAGAGAUCUUACUGGUGGAUGAUGCCAGCACAGAUGAUCAUCUGAAGACUCGCUUGGAUGAAUAUGUGAAGCGGCUGAAGAUAGUGCGUGUGUUACGACAAAGAGAGAGGAAAGGCUUGGUCGCAGUCAGACUGUUGGGGGCGCAGGCUGCACGAGGAGAGGUCCUCACCUUCCUGGAUUCACACUGUGAAUGCUUCCCUGGAUGGCUGGAGCCUCUUUUAGCUCGCUUAGCAGAGCAACCGACUGCUGUGGUGAGCCCAGAUAUUGUCAAUAUAGAUAAAGAUAAUCUAAAGUUCAGUAAGCCACGCCCUGCAAUGAAUUAUCACAAUCGAGGGAGUUUUGACUGGGUGCUCACCUUUGGAUGGGAGCCCAUCCCCAGUGAAGAGAAGAAACGCAGGAAAAAUGAGACAUAUCCCAUCAGAACGCCUACCAUUGCUGGUGGUCUGUUCUCUGUUUCUAAAUCAUACUUUGAGCAUAUCGGGACCUAUGAUGACCAGAUGGAGUUCUGGGGAGGUGAGAAUUUGGAGAUGUCCUUCAGGGUCUGGCAAUGUGGAGGUCAGCUGGAGAUUAUUCCUUGUUCUGUUGUAGGGCACAUUUUCCGCAAAAAGAGCCCCCACACCUUCCCCGCCAGCUCCUUUGUAAUCAUCCGCAACCUGGUCCGCCUGGCUGAGGUCUGGAUGGAUGACUACAAAUGGGUCUACUAUCGUACAACCAGGAGGGCUGCUUCCAUUUUUAAAGCGAAUUCAUUCGGAGAUGUUACUGAACGUCGUAAACUCAGGGAGAGAUUAAAGUGCAGGAACUUCUCUUGGUACCUGGAGAACAUUUACCCAGAGGCCUAUGUCCCUGACAUCAGGCCUCGCGAGCAAGGAAAGGUGAGCUACUUUUUGAAAAACAUUGGUUGGAAGUGCUUUCUGGAUGUGAAGACAAAGCAAUUGGAGCCUGAUAUGUUGAAAUGUUACAGUGAAGGAGAAGGACAGUAUUUUGAGUACACCUCCAAGCAGGAGGUACGUCUCAGCGUUGACAAUAAGUGGUGUUUACAUGCAAACCCUGGAAAAGCUCUGGUGUCUCUUGAACUGUGUCGAUUGGAGGGAAAAGCAACCAUGGUAGCGCCUGAACAAGUGUGGAUCCUCACACAGACAAACCAUCUGAAGAAUCCCUUAUCAGACAACUGUUUGACAGCGUCAGAGGGAUACGUGAUCAUGACUAAAUGCAAACCCACCAUACUCAAUCAAAGCUGGAUCUUCAUCUGA
Xiphias gladius (swordfish) is the source of this 1692-nucleotide messenger RNA. RefSeq names its product polypeptide N-acetylgalactosaminyltransferase 6-like. Gene Ontology annotation, cellular component: Golgi apparatus. The transcript is spliced from 11 exons. The coding region runs from base 1 to 1692 and encodes 563 amino acids. Lineage: Eukaryota; Metazoa; Chordata; Actinopteri; Istiophoriformes; Xiphiidae. The record is from RefSeq and is a predicted model, not a curated record.